Molecule: messenger RNA, 240 nt
Organism: Didymella exigua CBS 183.55
Lineage: Eukaryota; Fungi; Ascomycota; Dothideomycetes; Pleosporales; Didymellaceae
Exons: 2
Source: RefSeq, a predicted model, not a curated record
CUUAAACUUGGACAUAGAUACAACAAAGGAUACCUAUAUAAUAGACAAAAAACAGAAAGCUCUAAAUACAGCUGCAGAUAUACACAAACAGCUCAGCACCUACUGCUUAGCUAUAGAAACUACAGAGAAGCAAGAAAGAAAAUAAAGAGCAGCCUACAGGAGACAAGACUUACAAUACUUACAAUGUCUCUUCUCCUAGACACAAAUAGGGGAAUCUUAGCUACUCUAGCUUUUAUUUAA